Molecule: messenger RNA, 365 nt
Organism: Psammomys obesus (fat sand rat)
Lineage: Eukaryota; Metazoa; Chordata; Mammalia; Rodentia; Muridae
Product: pumilio homolog 1-like
Exons: 2
Source: RefSeq, a predicted model, not a curated record
CCGUACCCCUGGUAAUUGCCAGAACUCUGCUAAUGAAGUGGAUCUUCUGGGUCCAAACCAGAAUGGUUCUGAGGGCUUAGCCCAGCUGACCAGCACCAAUGGUGCCAAGCCUGUGGAGGAUUUCUCUAACAUGGAGUCCCAGAGUGUCCCCUUGGACCCCAUGGAACAUGUGGGCAUGGAGCCUCUGCAGUUUGAUUAUUCAGGCACGCAGGUACCUGUGGACUCAGCAGCAGCAACUGUGGGACUUUUUGACUACAAUUCUCAACAACAGCUAUUCCAAAGACCCAAUGCCCUUGCUGUUCAGCAGUUGACAGCUGCCCAACAGCAGCAGUAUGCACUUGCAGCAGCCCACCAGCCUCACAUUG